Molecule: messenger RNA, 2754 nt
Organism: Angiostrongylus costaricensis
Lineage: Eukaryota; Metazoa; Nematoda; Chromadorea; Rhabditida; Metastrongylidae
Source: the annotation of a GenBank genome assembly
AUGUCCAUGUCCAGGAGUGUUCUGCAGGAAUUAUGCGAGUACAUCAAACAGAAACCGUCGUCCGUGCUUGGCAACAAGUUCUUUGACUAUCGAAUUGUACUGCCGUCAGAAAUAUCCUAUAAGGGAGAGAAAUUCGAACCUAGGAUUUUUGUCAUAUCUAAAUUUCGUAUUUUUCUGCUCACUGGAAAGUCUCCGUCAUCUUUAAAGAUUGAUCGAAGCUACCAUAUUCUUGCAAUAAAAUCUAUUAACACUCUAAAGGGCGAGGAGGUGGCCAUCUCCUUUGAAGACGCCGGACACAGAAAACGAUACGUUAUUAAAAGCUCGCAAGCAACGGCUUCUGUGUUGAUAAGGCACAUUCUUAACUCAUUAUUACGCUAUUUUCCGGACAUAAGAUCGCAAUUGCAAUCAAUGAUUGAAUUGGCCCCUGAAAGUUUAUAUAACGAAUUUUCGACGAUGAAUGGGGAUGCUGAGGCCAGGGCAUGCCAUUCUUUCAGGAGAACAUAUGCUGCACUAUGUGAUUAUUAUGAUCAGCCAUACAGGGAAGAAGUUUCAUGGGAUGUUGAGAAGAUAUACACAGUUAAUCGGAUAUACUGCUUGCGGGUCGAGGAUUUCUCUCACUUAUUACCCAAGGAUCUACUGCCCAUCACUGGUGUACUGCAGUACUCAUCUUACUUUACGGGUCUCAUCGCCGAUGGUACUCGUAUGACUGCUGAAGUGAUCGAUGUUAUAAUGGGUGUCGUUCGCAAAUCCCGCUGUCUCCAGCAGCUUCAUCUAAAGAACUGUGCCCUGCCGCGAGACUUCAUCACUUUAUUUGCUUCGGCAUUACAGCAAAAUACGUCGAUCCCACUAGAAUCGAUAGAUUUUUCGAAAAAUGUACUUGAUGAUAAGAAAGGUUUCGUACUUCUCUCUGGAGUGCUCCCUCGUCUAUCAAAACUUCGUAAAGUGAACUUCUCUGAAUGUACUCUCAGUGACAAGUGCCUGCAAUUUUUUUUCGCUGGGAUAUAUUCUGGACUAACGGCCAAGUCAAACAGCGGGAUGGGGUCUAGUAUAACCCAUCUUAUUUUAUCAACGAAUGUUUUGAAAGACGAUGUAUCCUCAUUAGUCAACGUGGUCUCACUCUGCACGUCCUUACGAGUUCUUGAGUUGACCGAUACUGGAUUCCCACUAGAUAAAAUCUGGGCCGCAUUAAAAUAUGGAGGUCUACAGAUUGAAAAGCUAUGUCUUGGUGGAUGUUAUAGGACUGAUCUAUGGCUGAUUCAUUGCGAUCAGGUUAAAGAGUUCUUCUCUAUGGCCGUGAACUUAUCGCACAUUAGCUUUGCUAACACUAUUCUACCAGCAGAUAUAAUGAAAGCGUUGUUACUUGGAUUAGCUAGUAACCAACAAUUGAAGCCUUUUCAUCUGGACAUCAGUGGAACAUGUGAGAAGAAUUGCGGUGCAGUGCUAGAGGCAUGUUUGGCAGGUGUACAGUGCAGCAGCAUUUCACUCAGAGACAACAAUUUGGAGACAGACAUGCAGGGUGUUGUCCACGCUCUCGGAAAUAUGAAGAAGUUGCGCCGUGUCGAUUUAGGCGGUGCGAAUUUGAUUGCUCUACGACGAUCUUCGAAGCAAGCUCAUGUGGCUAUAAUCAAUAAAAUUGUUUUUGACAUUGUUAAACUAUUCUCCGAUGAAUCCCCGUUGGAAGAGCUGAUCUUGUCAGAUGCACGACUUGGACCUCAUCUAAGUGUUCUCCUAAAUACAUUAGGUACACCGACAUCGUUGCGUCUUCUCGACAUAUCCAACAAUGAUCUAGGGCAGUUUGGUGCGAGGAUUCUUUCGAAGGCCUUGCAGUUGAAUGUAUCACUGCGUACCAUUAUAAUCGAUAACAACCAUUUGGGUCUUGAAGGCUUGCUUGAUCUCGCGAUGGCUGUCAACAUGAACAGAACUCUUACUUCCAUUCCUUAUCCAAUGCAAGAUGUCAGCGAAUGCUUGUCGAGAGCAGGAUGCGAUCGGUCGCGUAUACUAUCAACUAUGUCUGAAAUAGAGUUGUCUCUUGAGAGAAACCGUUCACCAAUGAAUUCGGAUAUGGCCAAUUUUCGGAUGACUUCCGCGGUUUAUAUUCUUUCUAAUACGGCAGAAGAUGUUCUUUCACAUCGAUUUUCGGUUUAUUCCAAAAAAAUAUUUUUUUCCUUUCAGAUGCGUUGUGAAUGUGCCCUUAAUUUACAAGACUCAAUUUUUCGACACAGUGGUGUUUCCGAAGAAUAUUCACAACACAGUGGAAGGGCAGAGAAAAUCGCAGUUCACCGUCUCAAAGAACUCAUCGAUUCUGGACACAGGCCUCGUAGCAUCAUUGGAGAUUUACACUCUCCUCUAAGUGCUCCAUUAUCACGAGAUGACGAAUCAGGUAUAACACUAGAUGCUCCUCCUCAACCAUCAGCUUUGGUGCAUUUGCAGAAGUCUCGCCCAAGGUUGCCAAAGAGAUCUGGAAUAUCAUGUCAAAGUAAGUCGUUACAACCUAUACGUAUUAAAAACUUUCGAAAUAUGGAUUUUAUGCUUGUUCAGCACCCAUCAGAACGUGUCGGUUUCCGUGCUGCGAUGUUACCUGAUGCCGGAUUCUUGUCGCAAGUAUUGUCCCGUUCUGCUGCCGAUAGGGCAGUGUCGCCAAAACCAGAGUCUCCAGUUCAGAACUCGGCGCUCAGUUCUCCGGGCCCAUCAUGUUCUCCUCGGAUCACUACCGAUCCAGACUCACCUCCUCCGCUACCAAACCGUGUCAGGUGA